Molecule: messenger RNA, 1200 nt
Organism: Tribolium madens (black flour beetle)
Lineage: Eukaryota; Metazoa; Arthropoda; Insecta; Coleoptera; Tenebrionidae
Product: probable serine hydrolase
Exons: 2
Coding region: 84-1109 (341 amino acids)
Source: RefSeq, a predicted model, not a curated record
UGUGACGUACAUAACCUCAAUUUUUGUUACAUCAUGUUUAUAUAUUAAUAAAUAGUAUCCUUCAAUCUUAUAGUUUAUUAAAAAUGUUGUCACUACACCAUCGGCAAGUCUUAAAGCAAAUUCUACCGAAAUUGGAAAUUUUUGUUAAAAAUAAAUCAACUGUUAAUUACCAGGAAAUUAGGAUACCUGUGCCGUGGGGCCACGUUGCAGGCAGGUGGUGGGGCCCCACGGACCAGCGACCUGUUCUAGCUCUCCAUGGGUGGCAGGACAAUUGCGGCUCAUUUAACCGAAUAAUUCCACUUUUGAACAAAAAUGUGGGUUUUUUGGCCAUAGAUUGGCCCGGUCAUGGCUACUCUUCGCGAAUCCCGAGCGGCCUAUACUGCCACUUUACAGACUAUCUCAUCCUAGUUCAGUAUUUAGUCAAUUAUUUCAACUGGUCUAAAGUGUCCCUUAUUGGUCACUCCAUGGGUGGUAUAACAUCCUACAUUUACACCAUGAUCCAUCCUAAAAACGUCGAUUUCCUCAUUUGUCUCGACGGGGCCAAACCCAUGAUUGCCGAAAACAACAUCCCGCGAAUGGCCCGAAACAUCACUAAUUUUUCCCGAUAUGAACAUUUCGAACGGAGCAAAGAGGAGCCCCCCAGUUACACAAUGGAAGAAAUUAAGCAAAAGGUCUGCGCCCCGAAUAACAAAUCAGUAGCGUACGAACAGGCACAUCAUUUAAUCGAACGCAAUGUCGCUCCCUCUAAAAACAAUCCAGGGAAGUACUACUUCACGCGAGAUCCGCGAUUGAAAGCGGGAGAAUUGAUGAAUUGGCCCCAGGAAGAGUCGAUCAGUCUUUCGAAGUCGAUCACAUGUCCGGCAUUUAUCGGCAAAGCCAUUAGUGGCUCGUAUUAUGAAGUUAAAAAGAAUUUUUACGAUGUGUUAGAUGUGCUUAAAAAAAGUAGCGUGGAUUGUCAGUAUCAUAGGUUGGAAGGCACACAUCAUUUUCAUCUGAAUAAUCCGGAGAUUUUAGCAGAGUUGAUAACGAAAUUUAUUGAUAAGCAUAAUGUGGAGAGUAGGGAAAUCGGUGGUAUUAAGGAAGAGAUGAGACAGAUGCGGGCUGCAUAAUGUGUUCUUUGUGUGUUUAUUUGUUCUAAGAGGGGAAUUCCGAAUUUGGCUGUAUUUCUGCAAAAUAAAUGCUUACCAGAAAUAAUAACUA